Messenger RNA from Equus quagga, 954 nucleotides. Its product is annotated as olfactory receptor 1038-like. Gene Ontology annotation, molecular function: G protein-coupled receptor activity; odorant binding; olfactory receptor activity. Lineage: Eukaryota; Metazoa; Chordata; Mammalia; Perissodactyla; Equidae. The record is from RefSeq and is a predicted model, not a curated record. Gene Ontology annotation, cellular component: membrane. Gene Ontology annotation, biological process: sensory perception of smell; G protein-coupled receptor signaling pathway.
AUGACUGAAAGGAAUAGCACCAGGGUGAUGGAGUUCAUUCUUUUGGGCUUUUCAGUCGAUAGAGAGAUUGAAAGAAUUCUCUUUCUGCUCAUUUUAGUAGUAUAUACUCUAACUUUGGUAGGGAAUGGCGGGAUGAUUUCACUAAUCCGAUUGGAUACUCAGCUUCACACACUUAUGUACUUUUUUCUAAGUACUCUGGCCCUUGUAGACCUAUGUUACUCCUCAUCAAUAACUCCCAAGUUCCUGGAGACUCUCCUGACCAAUCACAGGUCUAUAUCUUUCUAUGCAUGUGCAACACAGCUGGGCUUUUUCCUGAACUUCCUGAUAUUGGAGAUGUUCCUUCUUGCAGUAAUGGCUUACGAUCGCUAUGUGGCUGUCUGCAAUCCUCUUCUCUACAUGGUGAUCAUGUCCCAAAAGGUGUGUAUACAGCUGGUAAUGGGCCCCUAUUUAUACAGCUUUUCUGUUGCUUUGCUCCACACAGUAGUUACUUUCCAACUGGUCUUUUGUGGCCCCAAUAUCAAACACUUCUAUUGUGAUGACGUCCCACUGAUGACCCUUGCCUGCUCAGACACCAGACUUAAAGAAAUCUUGAUUUUUAUGUUUGUUGGAUUCAACAUGAUCAGCUCUUUGGCCACUGUCCUUAUUUCUUACUUAUACAUUGUGGCUGCCAUUUUGAGAAUCCAAUCUAUAGAAGGGAGGCGCAAAGUUUUCUCAACUUGUGCUUCUCAUCUGACCACAGUGACUAUAUUCUAUGGGACUCUGAUCUUCAUGUAUCUGCAGCCAAGAUCAAACCGUUCCCUUGACACAGACAAAAUGGCCUCUGUGUUCUACACAGUGGUCAUUCCCAUGUUGAAGCCCAUGAUCUACAGCUUGAGGAACCAAGAGGUAAAAAAUGCCUUGAGGAAAGCCAUUGAAAAGUGUGAUGUCCUGCCUCUAACAAAGUUUAAGAAAUGA